AUGUUGCACAUUAAAAUCAUUCACUAUCAAGUGGUGGAUGGCUAUCGGAGUGGUGGUGAUAAAAAACCGUUUGUUCUCUACACCAUUCAAGUAAUUUCUUCUUCUUCCAACAGCAAUAAGAAUGAACAACAAGAGGUGUGUUCCGUGAAGGAUAUCAUCACGAAUAAGAAGAAUCGUGAUGAUGAUGAUGAUUUUCAAAAUUUAAAGAGGAAUCUGGUUCAUCAGGCGGAGAAGCCUCUUCCCAUAAUUGAUACCGUUAGCAAAGAUACUACCAAUUGUCUUGAAACGGAAUUAAACACUUCUUUAGGUCAGCAACAGCAGCAGAAUACAAUUCAAUUCAAUAGAAAAAGGAGAACACAAUUAACAACGACACCUUUUGAUCGGGAAUAUCAAUACUCACAUUUUGAGGAAUUUGAUGAUGAUAUCAUGACGACGAGCACAGCCUCAACACGUGCAUCAUCCUCUUCAUCAUCAUCGUCAUCAAUGAUUGAUGAAAAUCAAAGCUCACAUACUUUUGCUGCUCUCAUUGAAUCUGCUUCGGAGAGUAGUGCUAACAAUGCGAGUGUCAACUCUUUCUCUUCAAUGUAUUCACUUGCUUCGUUUUAUAGACAUUUAGACACUGGAGAUUGUAUCAUUGCUAAACGAUACAGUGAAAUAUUAGAAUUUCACCAACGAUUUGUUGAAUUAUCUCCAGAUUUUGCACGAGAAUUUAAACCCUUGUUUCCGAAAAAGUUGAUCAUGGGAAAUUUGAAAAAAGAAAAUAUUGAAAAAAGAGUAUCACAACUGAAUGAAUAUUUUGAAAAGAUGGUUCAAAUAAUUGACAUUGAGAUGAGGUCAAAUACGAAAUUACAAAAAUUAGUGUCACACUUUUUCAUGAACAAGCCAGUGGUGCUGUCCACUAACAAUCCGACAAAAAAUCAGAACAGAAAUGUCGAUUGGAUGCUUCACAAGGCACCUAAAAUAAGGAAUAAUUGGUUCUUUUCUGCCCCUAUUGAAUUUGAAAGAUUCAAUAGAACCUUUGAUAGAAGAACUGAAUUUAUUUCACCCAUCUUUCAAGGAAUUUCGAUUGGACAGCUGUUGACAGUAUGGGAAAAUUUUAUUUCCAAGCAAGAGAAACUAGAAUUAUUGGACUGCAACACAGAAUUUCAUCUAUUCACCUAUCGACAAGCCACAUCAUUAAUUUAUGAUUACAUUACUGUUCAGUUUGUUCAAGAUAAGCAAAUGCCACUCUCUCCUGUAUCGAUCGAUGAAAAAUCUUCUCCUAAGGUAAAUGGACAAGAGACGACGCCAAAAGAAGAAGACGAUGGAGACAAUCUCAGUGAUAUUACUCCUCCAAGUUUUAGUGAUGAUGUUGUGAACAUUUUGAGGCGUUAUAGCAUCAGAAAAUCAACAGCCAUACCUUAUUCUCCUCAAACAAAUUCGUCAUCGAUCAGUACUAUGAGUGACACGACAAAAUUUAGUCUUCUAGUUUACUCGAGAUCCUUCAUUGAUUUCAGUGACACACAUGAAAAGAGAGUGAAAACGUGGUUAGUAGAAUUCAGAAACAUGGUGAUCAAAGAGUAUUCAAACGUUCGAUUUGCGAACACUUUUGCUUGA
Naegleria fowleri is the source of this 1596-nucleotide messenger RNA. RefSeq lists its product as uncharacterized. The record is from RefSeq and is a predicted model, not a curated record. Gene Ontology annotation, molecular function: phosphatidylinositol binding. The transcript has a single exon. Bases 1 to 1596 code for a protein of 531 amino acids. NCBI's taxonomy places the organism in Eukaryota, Heterolobosea, Eutetramitea, Acrasida, Naegleriidae.